GUUCGUAAACUAAACGUAAAGCUGAGAUUGGCGUUCCAAGUUUUGCAGCGCAUGCUCAUGCGGAGGAAUGCACGCUGCUCUCUUCCCUCCCAUCUCCGUGACGCGCAGAAAGGAACGAGAUGAACAAGCCCUCUAUGGGGCAGGGAGAAAUUAAAGGGGAGACACGGAUAAAGUGGGAGAGGGGAAACUAUUGUUGUGAGGGGGAGAGGCGUGCCAAUAAUCAAGCAUUUCGGAUCAGGGUGCGCGUCUCGGAGAACACGGUAAGGCACUUGAUCAAUUACGCCUCGUCACAGAGCCGCCGUGAGAGAAGAGGGGCUCCCUGCAGUGCCGCUGCUGCCUUUUCCACGCUGUCCUGUUCUGGAUGUGCCGGGAAACCGACAACAGUGCGGGACAAAGUCAAAGUUCAGGCGGAUAUACGAUUCGCAGACAGACGGGAUCCGGCGCCACGAUGCAGGGUCUGAGUUCCCGGGCUCACGCCUUUUCGGUGGAGGCGCUGGUCGGGAAACCCUGCAAGAGGAUGAAACUGACGGAGGAACACGAGUCAAGUUCAGCUGGAGACACCGGCAGCGAUACGAGCAUCUUGACCGGCCUGAACGAACAUCCAGUCAGCCGGAUGAAGAACACGACGCGGGCAGGGGACUCGCCCGGUGACCCGCAGGGACAGACCGUGAGUCCGGGUGCUGGAGAGGCGGACCCCGGCGGAGAGGAGAGCCACCCGAAGGAGAGCGACCCCCGCCCGGACAGAGAGGUCCGGGCGGAGCUGCAGGGCUGCGAUCUGUGGAAGAGAUUCUACGAGAUCGGCACCGAGAUGAUCAUCACCAAAGCUGGCAGGAGGAUGUUUCCCUCCGUGCGCGUCAAAGUGCGCAACCUGGACCCGUGCCAGCAGUACUACGUCGCAAUGGACGUCAUGCCCGUGGACUCGAAGCGCUACAGGUACGUGUACCACAGCUCUCAGUGGAUGGUGGCGGGAAACACGGACCACUCGUGCAUCUCUCCCAGGCUCUACGUGCACCCGGACUCGCCGUGCGCGGGAGAGACGUGGAUGCGUCAGGUCAUCAGCUUCGAUCGGGUCAAACUCACCAACAACGAGAUGGACGACAAGGGGCAUAUUAUUCUCCAGUCGAUGCAUAAAUACAAGCCACGUGUGCACGUCAUCCGGCACGACCCUCGCAUGGACGUGUCACAGAUCCGGUCGCUGCCGACUGACGGAGUCCACAGCUUCUCCUUCCCAGAAACGGAGUUCACCACAGUCACCGCUUAUCAGAACCAACAGAUCACAAAACUCAAGAUUGACAGGAACCCGUUCGCCAAGGGCUUCAGAGAUCCGGGACGGAAUCGGGGAGUGUUGGAUGGCUUGUUGGAGUCGUAUCCCUGGAGGGGCCCUCUCAGCUUUGACUUCAAGCCGUUCGCCAUACAGCUCCAAGGGAGCUCGGGGUCGCCGACCAGCAGCGGGAAGACUCUUCUCCCCCUCUCCUCCUCCUCAUCCCUUCACCCGUUCUCCGUCUCGGCGCUCUCCUGCCAGGACGCCGCCCUCCACGCCUUCGCUCUUCCUCUCCACGGCAGGACUCCCGGCUCCUCGCCGGCCUCCCCGUUGCCCGGCAGGGUCUUUUCCUCCCUGGGAGCAGACAGGCUGAGAGGCCUGCCCCCACUGUCUCCGCUAACAGACCUCUCGCUCUUCUCGGCGCUGCAGCCGAAGAAACCCCCCCACUGUCUUCUCGAGUCUCCGGGAGGCUCCCCCUGCCUCUUCCCCCUCCACAGCCCCAUCAGCCCUCAGGGGCCUCUGCUCCCUCAUCUCUCUGACGCCGCGGGCCCGUACUGUCUUUACCGCUACAGCUUCCCCCUGAACCCCCAACUCGCAGCCAUUUCCCGGCACGCCAAACUAGCCGAAAACACCACAGACUGUCUGCUGCGCCAGUCUCCGUGGCAACCGACCACCAACCACCGCCUCUGACAGCUGGACCGCACUUUUCGUGCUCCGGCCCAUUGGGUGUAUCAAGCCAAAAGCUUAUUGCAACAAAAGGGCCAAUUCCUUCUGGGAGCAAGACCCACAGGAGCGCUGAACUGUGGCGGUGGGGACGUUUUUGUAUUUGGUCUGUAGGCUGUGUUGGAUCUGUCGGCACAAAAAAAACUGAUUGAGAAGCAGAUCAUGAGCUGCAGACACUCAACGAGAGCCAAAAUGCCCAACAUCGAAUUAAACUGAAAUGUAGAUAGGAUGCAGAGAUUUACUUGGGACAGACAGCACCAUCUUUCCCCGCCAUACACUACUUCCAAUGCUGUCAUGGUGUUGCCAAAGAUCAUCAGCUAUACGACCUGAGGUAUGUAAUAUAGAUUCUAACAAAUUAUUGUUGAACUGUCAAUAAGUGCCUAUUAAAGUCAUAUUUUUUUGUUCGA
This is a messenger RNA of Gasterosteus aculeatus aculeatus (three-spined stickleback), 2391 nucleotides long. RefSeq names its product T-box transcription factor 22 (gene tbx22). The record is from RefSeq and is a predicted model, not a curated record. Gene Ontology annotation, molecular function: DNA-binding transcription factor activity, RNA polymerase II-specific; RNA polymerase II cis-regulatory region sequence-specific DNA binding. Gene Ontology annotation, cellular component: chromatin; nucleus. Lineage: Eukaryota; Metazoa; Chordata; Actinopteri; Perciformes; Gasterosteidae. Gene Ontology annotation, biological process: cell fate specification; regulation of transcription by RNA polymerase II; positive regulation of DNA-templated transcription.